AUGGCACAGAAAAGGCCAAAAUCAAAUUCUGAUGGAUUUGGAAGAUUGGAUAAACGUUUGAAGGUCGAUUUGGGAUUGCUUUUGGCCAGUGAUAAUUGGACUGCAGGUUUGCUAGAGUUUAAAGGCUCAACAAAGGGUGAGUAUGAUUUCAAGAUGGAAGUUAGUGAAAGUCAAGAGGACCAAAAAGAGUGUGGUGAAGAGUAUGAUAAACUGGAUUUUGAACAUUUGAUAGACAAUGGGAUUUUAAUUGAUUACCUUGACUCUAUUGCUCAAGAGUCGGAAGGGAGUGCUGUGGAUUUCCCAGAAAAUCAUAUCAACUUGGAGGAAAUAGAUAUAAAUCUUACUUCUAUGGAGAGGUUUCCCCUGGUUAAAAACGACCCCAAUACCCACAAUAUAAUUUCAUAUUUAGCUAGUAAAUUCGAGAAUAUCGAAGGGAAGUUUGUCAAUUACCCUACAAGGAAAACCAAUGUUAUCGAUAUUCAAGUAUGGGGUCCCAGCUUCAACCGAGAUGAGUACCAGUAUUGGUACAGAUUCACCCAGCCAGAUUUGAGCAACAUUGAAGACUUUUACAGUUGGCAAGAAUUUAAUGUCGAGAGUCUUUACCAUUCUUUGUCCCAUUUCAUUUCUCUUCGAAACGGUAAGAUUCAAGAUAUGCUACAUGAGUUAUUUAAGCGAGAAAUCAAAGAAGGUGAAGGUUCAUCGAGAAAACUAAUUCAAAUUGAAUUGACUUUCGAUCUUGACCCUAUAUUCCCCAUGAUUAACUUCAUUAGGGGUAUAACUUUCAAAAUUUCAGAAGGUAAGGUCAUUGAGGUUUCAAGACAAUAA
This is a messenger RNA of Yamadazyma jaroonii, 825 nucleotides long. The record is from the annotation of a GenBank genome assembly. NCBI's taxonomy places the organism in Eukaryota, Fungi, Ascomycota, Pichiomycetes, Serinales, Debaryomycetaceae.